AUAUGGCGGGUCACUCCGUGUGUAAACACGCAGCAUGAAUGUGUGCUCGGGCCUUUGUGGCUGUUCUGAAUAUUCUCAAACUUCUCACUCUCCGUGUAAAUAAAUUAACGUAACGGGUGGUGACGAUAUUAACUGCUGGGAGCAAAGUUAACCUCACAGCCGCGACUGGACGCAACAGCGAAGCAGCACAACAGGAUCGCGUUUUCGCUGUAAUGUUUUCAGUGCCAUUGAGACUCAGUUUGAACCACUGUCGAAAGAAACAUUAUCCCAGUAGCACCUACCUGACUUCUCUUUGACAAGGUCAGACAGGUGCACAUUAAACCACCUUUUGUCUGAAUUUGUCACAUACGUAUAAGAAAAGACAGCACUAUUUUGUUGAUAAAAAGAAGAGCCUGGGAGAGUUGUCAGUGAAAUGUCAGAUCCAGGGCCCAGUUCUGAAGGGGGAGGUUUGGGAAGUACAGGGCAGGAGGCAGAAGCUGAUGGAGAGCCUCCUCAAGAAGGUCCCCGGAAUUCACCCUGCUGUGAAGGUCAGCAGAAAAUGGAGGAACAGGACGAAGCGCCUGCUGCCAAGCAGCCGCGCCUUGGUGAAGGAGUGGGUUUGGACCUUGGCUUUUCUAGGACAGCCACAGAAGCAGCGUUGGAUGUUGGUGGAAGUCAAGACAUUGUUUUGAUCACAGACAAAGUUUGCAGUCAUCCAGAGGACAAUGGAAAGACAGCAGGUGAAUCAGAAAAAGGAGAGGAGGAGGAAGAGAGCUUCCAGAAUGGAGGUGAGAACAAAGAGACAAUGGGACAAACUGAGGGAGGAGAGGAUAAGACAGGAGUUGAGUUGGAAAACACCGGUCCAGAAGACACUGCCUGCCAGCCCCAGUACCUUGGCCUAGAUUUCAGUCAGAAUCCCCAGAUGUUGACUGGGUCCUGGGCAGAAUACACUCACUGUCCUGAGAAUUACCUCAAAGGUUGCAAAUGGGCUCCAGAUGGUUCAUGUAUCGUCUCAAACAGUGCAGAUAAUGUGCUGCGUGUUUAUAAUCUCCCGCCUGAGCUCUACAGUGGCAGCUGGGACCUGCUGUCAGAAAUGAGUCCUGUGCUGAGGAUGACUGAGGGAGACACCAUCUACGACUACUGCUGGUUUCCUAAGAUGAGUUCCCUGGGCCCAGACACCUGUUUUAUUGCCAGCAGUAGCCGUGACAACCCAGUCCACAUAUGGGAUGCGUUCUACGGUGACCUUCGUGCAACAUUUCGACCCUACAACCAUCUGGACGAGCUGACGGCGGCCCACUCUCUGUGUUUCUCUCCGGACGGCUCACAGCUCUAUUGUGGUUUCGAGAAGACUGUCAGGGUGUUCUAUACAGAGCGUCCAGGCAGAGACUGUGAGGAGAGACCCACUGUUGUUAAGAAGCAUGGUCAGAGUGGUAUUAUCUCUUGUUUGGCGUUCAGUCCGUCUCAGGCGGUGUAUGUAUGUGGCUCGUAUUCCCGCACGGUGGGGCUGUAUUCGUGUGAAGAUGGCUCGCUGCUUGCCCUUCUGCCCCAGCGCCACCACGGAGGAGUCACCCACCUGCUCUUCUCACCUGAUGGCUAUCAUCUGUACACAGGUGGCCGCAAGGACCCAGAGAUUCUCUGUUGGGAUCUUAGAGAUCCAGGUAGAGUUCUGUUUUCACUGCCCAGAACCAUAAACACUAACCAGCGCAUCUACUUUGACCUGGACCCGUCUGGCAGGUACCUGGUGAGUGGUGACACAGAAGGGAUGAUGUCAGUGUGGGACACGCUUACAGCGCCUCCUGAUGGCAAUGAAGCAGAACUGCAGCCCUUCCUGCAGUUUCAGGCUCACAGGGAUUGCACAAAUGGGAUCAGCAUCCACCCUUUCAUGCCUUUAGUGGCAUCCUGCAGUGGGCAGCGUCAAUUCCCCUGGCCCACUGAGAGCGAUGACUCAGGCUCAGAGGAGGACAGGGUGAUUUCAUCAAACGGCAUCAGAGAGGACAAUGCACUCGUGCUGUGGUGGGCUGGACCGCUGGGCUCAAGCAGUGAAGAGAGCAAGCAGUAACAGCCAAUUGUGCUAGAGAACUAGAGACAUUAACUAUAGCUACUAAACCUCCUCUCUUGCAUUCUAAACCAAAACCUGCAAACUGCCUGUUUUAAUUGAGUAUUGAAUGUUGAGGUGAAUUUCAGGGUUGUAUUAUACUGCCCAUUGUGUUCUUUUUGACCCAAUCCAGGACCACAAACUAAAGAGAGACUUUUAUUGACUAUGGAAAAGCUUUUGGUUCAGUUCAGCUUUCAGCAUUCUGUAGCUUCCAACAGCAACAGAUCAUGCAUAUAAGUGAAAGAUAUAAGUGAAAUGUAAAAGCUCAUUCAAUGAAUGUCUUAAAUUCAAGGCACAACCAGCCCAAAAUCCCCUUUCACUUCUACAGAGUCAUUAGUUCAUUUGGAGUUCAUGAGUUGUCAGAUAUGUUUUAUUUUCUCUGGCUGUAAUGUUCUUCUAAGAAAGGAAUUAGCUGAACUGAACUGUACCGGAAAGGGAUUCAGAUUCUUUCAUCAAUGCUCUUGGUGCGCUCUGGGCUCAAUACUUUUUUUUUUUUUUUUUUUUUAAACCUGCUUUUGACACAGUAAUUAUUUAUAAUUAGGCCAAAACUGUGAACUAUGAUGGCUUUUUCCCUCUUUGAAAAAUAGACCCAAAUAUUUUCCGUGAAUAGAAAAAAGCCAUCCCGUCUCCUUUCUUAAGCGAUUGUGUAGGAGAUAACAAAGGAAGCAGCGAUAUGAGCCAAUACUCUCAGGUCCACAGAUGAACAAACACACAGAGGCAAGCAGAGUUCAUUCUGUCUGUGUACUGUUCUCCUCCACAACUCUAACCUUCUGCUUCUGCUGCUCCAGUGAGCGAAGUCUACAUUUAUUACAUGUGCCAUAGUGCUGCUGUGUGCCAGUAAGAUGCUUAUUUUUGUAAUCCAGUGAUAACUGUACUCUCUGUCUAUGUGUGUGUGUGUGUGUGAGAGAGACACCAAGCUUCUCCUAAUACCUUUACUCUAUUUUAGUUUACUCAAACCCUGUGAGUGUCGAGUCUACAUCGUCUCACAUGUUUACAAGUGUUUUGGAGCUAAGGAGGUAGGUGUUAGACACCUGAUGAUUUGCUUGGUUUAUGUUGGUCACUCUGUAUUUUUAAAGCAGACAAACGGUGGAUCCAAAUGUUUCAGCCUCACCGAACAUGCUCUUUGCAGGAUGCCAACUAAUGUUUGCAGAUUGUAGUUAAUCUCGUAAUGUGGCAUAUUUUCAUUCAAGUGCUUUAAUGAAGCUUUUUGUGCAGCUCUUCUUUUCUGAAUGCAGUUGCUAAUUAGUUGAUCUGAGAUCAGUUGUGUGAUUUCCAAUUCUGUUUUUUUUUUUAAAGAUGUGCUGUGUAAAAAUGUGUAUUGUUGUGACAAAUCGUGAUUGUUUGCAGAUUACAGUUUUCCUCCAAGGACUUAAUGAAUGCCGCAAACUGUUCAUGCAUUUUUAAAUUCUCAAAAUUUUAUAUCUGAAAUGUUUGACCUUAAGCUGCAGUUACUGGCCCCAGAUCAAUAUUACAUGGCAACCGUUAUGAACUCCACCUUGUCUUGAUGCUGGUCAGUCAGUGAAGUUCCAGACUGUCUACUAGGAGGAGGAGUCAAACUUUGAAACAUGAAUCCUCAGCCAAUAAACUUCAUAUGCAUUCGG
This is a messenger RNA of Pygocentrus nattereri (red-bellied piranha), 3675 nucleotides long. RefSeq names its product WD repeat containing, antisense to TP53 (gene wrap53). The transcript is spliced from 11 exons. Gene Ontology annotation, biological process: Cajal body organization. Lineage: Eukaryota; Metazoa; Chordata; Actinopteri; Characiformes; Serrasalmidae. Bases 413 to 2038 code for a protein of 541 amino acids. Gene Ontology annotation, cellular component: Cajal body. Gene Ontology annotation, molecular function: RNA binding; protein binding. The record is from RefSeq and is a predicted model, not a curated record.